This is a messenger RNA of Sycon ciliatum, 1981 nucleotides long. Its product is annotated as dnaJ homolog subfamily A member 3, mitochondrial-like. The coding region runs from base 114 to 1481 and encodes 455 amino acids. Gene Ontology annotation, biological process: response to heat; protein folding. Gene Ontology annotation, molecular function: ATP binding; heat shock protein binding. The record is from RefSeq and is a predicted model, not a curated record. Lineage: Eukaryota; Metazoa; Porifera; Calcarea; Leucosolenida; Sycettidae. The transcript is spliced from 10 exons.
UGAUCUGUGAACGAACAAUACUGACCAGCGAGACGACCCAAUUUGGUUGUAUUCCUUGUGUCGGUUCAUCUUCUUGUCUGGCACGACUACUGCGUGCUUGGGUGAGAGUAGCCAUGUAUCAUUGUAGGGGAGCGCUGAGGCUUACUGCCACUGCGGCCUGCAGACUUGGCCAACCCAGUCAGACAAGGGCAACAGGCAGCUGUAAUCUUGAGGUUGACCAGGGUUUUGCUCGUGGACUGGGCCAUCAACAAGCUCGAUCCUUUCAUAUCUCAGUUCCCAGAUUUGCCAAGAAGAACUUCUACGAUAUCCUCGGCAUUGGCAAAACAGCGAGUCAGUCGGAAAUCAAGAAGGCCUACUACAAACUAGCCAAGGAGCAUCACCCUGAUGCGAAUCGCAGCAAUCCGGAUGCCUCCAAGAAGUUUGCGGAGAUUGCCGAGGCGUACGAAGCUCUCGGCAACGAAGAGAAGCGCCGCGAUUAUGACAGCGGUGGUGGGGAGUAUGGGAGUGGUGGUGGUGCCGGUGGUGCACAGUAUCAUCAGAACGCCCAGGACAUCUUCCGCCGCUUCCACGAGCAGUUCGCCGGCGGUAUGGGCGGCGGUGGUGUUGGCGGCAUGGGAGGCUUCGAGUCCUCCGAUCAGGUGCUGCAAAUCCGCCUGUCGUUCCUCGACGCCGCCCUGGGCUGCAGCAAGAGCGUAUCGAUAAAGCACGACGAGAUGUGCAGGCGCUGCAAGGGCCAGAGAGCCGAGCCCGGCACCAAGAACGUCAAGUGCACAACGUGCAAGGGCACGGGAGAGGUGAUGCACACAAUCUCCUUCUUCCAGAUGCGCGACACGUGCCACGCAUGCAAGGGCUCUGGCAACAUCUACCAGACGGCAUGCACCAGCUGCCACGGCAAGGGCCGCACAUCGCAGAGCAAGACACUCAAGGUGCCGAUACCGGCCGGCGUGGAAGACGGCCAGACCGUACGCAUGCAGGCACCGGACGGAAACGGCACAGUCCUCAUCAACAUCCAGGUCGACCCCAGUACCGAGUUUGUCCGCGAAGGCUUUGACCUGCACUCGGAUGCUGCAGUGCCUGUCUGCACAGCAAUUCUCGGUGGAACCGUGCGCGUGCAAGGUCUGCAUGGUCCCAUGAAGGUCAAGAUCCCAGGUGGCACGCAGUCUCACCAUCGCCUGCGCCUGCCUGGCAAAGGUAUUGCACGGCUGAACAACUACGGCACGGGUGAUCACUACGUUCACGUCAAGAUCCAGAUUCCCACAAAGCUCACCACAGCUCAGCGCCUACUCAUUGAAGAGUUUGAUGGAACAACCAAAGAAGUGCCGAAACAACAGGCUCAACAACAACAGACACAGCAGCAGCAACAACAGACUCAACAAGAAGAGAAGCAACAGCAGCAACAACAGACUCAACAAGAAGAGAAGCAACAGCAGCCAGAGGAGGAGGAGAAGACCAAAGAGGAUCCCAUCAAAUCCACUGCUUGAUAUAACAACACCAAAUGCGCUUCACAAGUUGCUUUUUCAGACCUUUGUAUUGCUCUGCAACUCUGCAACUACUUCAAGUAUUAUUAUUUAUCACGCUCUUUCCGAGUUCCUGUUGCGUUUCUGCAACUGUACGUCUGUGAACCAACUAUUUGCAACAAACGUACCCUCUCUCUCUCUCUCUCUCUCUCUCUCUCUCUCUCUCUCUCUCUCUCUCUCUCUCUCUCUCUCUCUUCUCUCUCUCUCUCUCUCUCUCUCUCUCUCUCUCUCUCUCUCUCUCUCUCUCCCACUUCUGCUAGUGGCAGUUUGAGGGCUGGUGUUGACUUGCUAGCUACAGAGCUGUGCUCUUCUGCCAUACUGCUAGUGCUGUGAUCUUUUGCCAUACUGCUGACUUGCUAGCUGCUCUUCCGCCGUGCAAAUACUGCUGCCGUGUGAUGGUGCCAAUCAGUCUUCCUUAGUUUCAGAAGAAAAUAUCCCAGCGGUAACGUUCGUCUAACAAUGCA